GGCUGGCCCACGCUCCGCGCAGACCGUUGCCAAGAUGGUCCAGUGGUGGCGCACAUGUCUUUCACAGCUGCCUGCUCGUCGCCUACCAUUGUUCUACGCCGACGUCAACGAUGGCCUGGGCUGCCGCAAGAUCGACGGCGACUGUACACAGUACGCGAUUAGUGCCAUCGGCAGGGUACGCACACGCGAGCGACGCCGACAGGGUGCUGGAAAGGCAGUGGGCGACCUUCUUGUUCAGCAGCACCUCCUGGCGGCCAACACGCUGGGCAGGUACGAGGCUACCUUUGUUGGCAGCGGACCUGAGGGCCCAAGCAGUCUCAUCGAUUUCGUCUUUCUUCCGCAGGGCUGGGCGCCCCACACCGUCAAGUGCCACACGUUGCACAGGGUGGGCGCCCAGCUCCAGGACCAACCUGCUGCACUCAACUGGGACAUGACGGCCCUCAUGGCAGCGGUCAAGCAGGACGACCAGCGCAUUGACUUCGUGAACGGCGUCGCCCAGUGGAUGGACG
This is a messenger RNA of Prorocentrum cordatum, 509 nucleotides long. The record is from the annotation of a GenBank genome assembly. Lineage: Eukaryota; Dinophyceae; Prorocentrales; Prorocentraceae.